CCCACCAAACGCACGCGGAGCGAUCGGCGGCGAGAUGGCGGCGGCGGCGACGAUGACGUGGCACGAGGAGCUCGCCACGCUCGUCGCCGACGCGGCGCCGGCAUCAGCUUCGGCGCCCAAUUCGGCCCGCGGCUGGUACGACGGCGAGGACGAGGAGCCGAAGCCGGAGGAGGGGUGGGCGCAGCAGGCCAAGGGGUUCGCGCAGUCGACGGCGGAGAUGCUGCGGGAGCUGGGGCUCGGCGUCUGGGACGUGGCCGCGCAGAGCCUCGCCGGCGCCGAGGACAGCGACCUCGCGCGCCGCCUGCGCCGCCCCGCCGCCGCCGCCGGCAAGCGCCUCAGCUUCAUGAACGAGUUCCUCCCCGAGGACCGCGACCCCGCCCGCUGCUGGGCCGUCGUCGCCGCCGUCGCCUUCGUCGCGCUCCUCGUAUUAGGUGUGGGAAGCGUUGAUGAUACCCCAACCCCAGUAGAGCAACCGAAGAAACUCUACAUAAGCCCCCCGAACGCUAAAAGGUUUCAACUUCCUGAUGGACGGCAUCUGGCUUAUGAAGAGAAAGGAAUUUCAGCUGACAGGGCAAGAUUUUCACUGAUUGCUCCCCAUUCUUUUCUUUCGUCAAGGCUAGCGGGAAUCCCUGGGAUCAGCACAUCACUUCUAGAGGAAUUUGGGGCACGACUUGUGACCUAUGAUCUUCCUGGUUUUGGUGAAAGUGAUCCUCAUCCAGGCCGAAAUCUCAAUUCUUCUGCAUUGGACAUGCUUCAUUUGGCCGACGCCCUCGGGGUUGUGGACAAGUUCUGGGUAGUAGGCUAUUCUGGAGGUGGCAUGCAUGCUUGGAGUGCUCUUCGCUACAUUCCUGACCGAGUGGCAGGUGCAGCAAUGUUCGCCCCUAUGGCAAAUCCAUAUGACUCCAAGAUGAGCAAAGAUGAGAAGCGUAAAAUAUGGGACAGGUGGUCAACUAAAAGGAAACUAAUGCACAUUUUAGCUCGGAGGUUCCCAUCACUAUUGCGCCUCUUCUAUCACCGGAGCUUCCUUUCUGGAAAGCAAGGACAGCCUGAGAGUUGGUUAUCACUGUCACUGGGAAAGAAGGAUAAAACUUUACUGGAAGCUCCUAUGUUCAAUGCAUUCUGGGAAAAGGAUGCUGCAGAGUCUGUGCGCCAGGCAGAUGCGCAACCAUUUGUAGAGGAAGCUGUGAUGCAAGUAUCUGAUUGGGGUUUCAGCCUGUCUGACAUUCAAAUGCAGAAGAAAGAGGAUCAGGGAUUAUUUGAAUUGAUCAUGUCUCUGUUCAGCCACACUGAACGAGAGUGGGUGGGAUUUCUGGGCCCAAUACACAUAUGGCAGGGAAUGGAUGACCGGGUGGUGCCUCCGUCAGCGACCGAGUUUGUCCGGAGGAUGGUUCCAGGAGCCACGGUUCACAAACUCCUCGACGAAGGCCACUUCUCGUACUUCUGUUUCUGCGACGAGUGCCACAGGCAGAUAUUCUCCACUCUGUUCGGCACUCCGCAGGGCCCUAUCGACCCCGUACCCGAAACCAGUGAAGCGACCCCAGAACUCGCGAAAGAAACAGCAACAGUGUAUGAGGAAGAAGCUGCGGAACAGGAGCAAGAACCAACAGGCUCUGCCUGAUUUUCAGGAUCAUCAGUAUAGAUACAAGAAGACGUUACUACCUACGACUUUUAACACAGACCUCACAGGAAAAGAUAGGCUUUUCUUUGCCACUAGUGGAGGAUGCUGACCUUGCAGAGCCUGCCCGCGCGCGAGUAUAAACAAGGCUCUGGACUCCGGAGGCUGGACGGGAGAAGGCUUGUGCUGGUGAAUGCGCUGGUUCGCUAUAAUGUACAAAGAGUCUCGAUCAGAAGGUCUGCUGCACAUCACCUGCUCGGUGCGCCUCUAGUAUAGCUCUCGACAUUGACGUUCUAUUGGCCGUUGAUAUCGCGACGCCCUUGCAUACUUAUUUUGCACAAUUGGAUGUACUUUGUGAUGUCAUGAUGUAAUGGGAUGGUUGUGUUGCCCCGUCAGCUAUGAUAGUGGCCUUGCUGUUCCAGGCUUCCAGCCA
Lolium rigidum is the source of this 2048-nucleotide messenger RNA. RefSeq lists its product as uncharacterized. The transcript is spliced from 6 exons. Bases 35 to 1618 code for a protein of 527 amino acids. NCBI's taxonomy places the organism in Eukaryota, Viridiplantae, Streptophyta, Magnoliopsida, Poales, Poaceae. The record is from RefSeq and is a predicted model, not a curated record.